Anguilla rostrata (American eel) is the source of this 3592-nucleotide messenger RNA. RefSeq names its product alpha-N-acetylgalactosaminide alpha-2,6-sialyltransferase 1-like. Lineage: Eukaryota; Metazoa; Chordata; Actinopteri; Anguilliformes; Anguillidae. Gene Ontology annotation, biological process: oligosaccharide biosynthetic process. Gene Ontology annotation, molecular function: alpha-N-acetylgalactosaminide alpha-2,6-sialyltransferase activity. Bases 323 to 1780 code for a protein of 485 amino acids. The transcript is spliced from 9 exons. The record is from RefSeq and is a predicted model, not a curated record.
GUGUAUUUAGGGCAGGGCUCCCAGCCACAAGUGUGAACAUGAGUCAGAAGAGCAAAUGUAAAUGUGGAGUAAUGCGUUCGCUGCUGCAUUUCAUUGCUGACAGAGUCUGGGGUUUUACAAAUGCCCACUCUUCUAAUGAUACACGCACAGGUGUGAGGGCCCUACGCAUAUUAGCCUACUUAGGCCUAAAUAUUAGCAAAAACUUUUACGUACAGUAGUUUUACUUUUUAAUCCGGAAUCCGAAACACGUGAACUCAUUUAAUUGUCUUUCGACAGCUGUAGGCGAGUUACUGUUUUAGCAUUUUUUCCCUCAACAUCUGGUAUGAUCCACCGGAGACUUUUACGUCCGGCACUUGCCGUUGCGUUGUGCGUCUUCUUUUACGCCUUUAUAUGGACAAAUUUACCGCUUCAAUUUAAAAAACAGACAAACAGCAAAGCCGGAUCUGUGACUGCACAAAAUGAAACCUCCAAAGCAGCAGAAAUGGAUGACAAGCACCAAUAUUUCACUAGGAAUUUGUCCGAAGAUAAAACCCCCAGUAAUAUAACUGAUGAUAAACAAAGAUCUAUCAGUAUUGGGUCUACAGCCAUUAAGCUGGCAAAAAAUACAAAUCCCAGUGUUACUAGAAUUUUGACAAACAAAGUCACAAAGGCUAAAGUCUACCAGACAUCAGCUGGACAUAUUACAACAGGAGACGACAACACAGGUAAAAUGGUGAACAUGACAGCGAUUCCACCUUUGGAUAUAAACAGCUUCGCAAAAGCACCUGAGUGGGGUUUUGAGGAUACAUACGUUAGGGACCCACACCCCAGAAAGACGACAUGUCAGCAGUCCCUCAGGAACUCGAAAGAUGAAGAAUUUCAGAAGAGCUUCAUUCCCGAUAUUCAGCUCUUCAUGCAGAAGAACCACCUGAACCUUAGUGUGUGGAACAAACUGGCACACUUCAACAAUCCCUUCGGCUUUAUGGGUUACAACUACUCAGUGGUGCAGGAUUCAGUGAAGCUGAUCCCUGACCUGAAGGACUUUCAGCUCCUGCCAGUUCCCCCGACCGAUAAAGAAGGCUGCAUCCGCUGUGCUGUUGUAGGCACUGGAGGGAUUCUCAAUGGCUCAAGAAAGGGAAAGGAAAUAGACUCCCAUGACUAUGUUUUUAGAGUGAAUGGAGCUGUCCUCAAGGGUUUUGAAGAAGAUGUAGGAAACAAGACCUCAGUCUACGUCCACACAGCCCAUUCCUUGACCUCUGCGAGGCCUACUCUGAAACAGUAUGGUUUCACAGACAUCCCUGCUGAUGAGGGCAUCAAGUAUGUUUUCAUCCCAGAGGGUCUGAGGGAUUACUAUUGGCUCCAGGGCUUGUACCAGAAGACGAAAGUGCCUGGUGGCCAGUUUCGAAAUUAUCGGCCACUGAGAAACUACCCUGCUAACUUUGAUGUAAGCAAAUUCUACGUUCUUCACCCUGAUUUUCUCAGAUAUGUUCGGAUCAGGUUCAUGCUGUCCAAACAACUUCAUGGUAGAUAUUGGAGGCACUACAGGCCAACCAAUGGAGCAUUCACCAUGUUUCUGGCAUUGCAGACCUGUGAUAUUGUGGAUGCCUAUGGAUUCAUUACAGCAGACCAUGCAAAAUAUUCUAACUACUACUAUGAAAGAUUUUCAAAAACCAAGGUUAUUUUUUUUAUUAACCAUGACUACAGUCUGGAGAUAAAAACAUGGAAGAGACUACAUGAUGCCAACAUCAUUAGACUUUACCAGGGAAAAGAGGACACCCAAAAGAAUGGAGAUAAAAUUUAAAAUCUCUGAGUGAUUUUUUCCAAGAAAAUCCUGUGUAAAUAUGAGGGAAAAUGGACUGCACAGACCAAAAGAUAUUUGUUACACAUUCUUCUUGUUGACUGUAAAUAUCUUACUUUCAUAUUUUGAGAGUAAGUGCAAGUGCAGUUUUGCUUUUUAAUUUAAUUUUAUUUUAUUUUAUACUUUUAAAUGCAUUACACAUGCUCUUUUAUUGUGUAAAUAUUUUGUUGUGAAGCAUAUAGUGAUGCAUGGUUUGGUCGUCAUUUAAAGGCAUAAUCAAAUGAGCACCUUAUUAGAAGUCCCUUCCCCGAUGGCCCCUAUGCACAAACUUGCUGGAGAGUGGUGUUAUAAAGUCCUGGGUUCAAGGCCUAAUUUGUGUGCUGCGCUCAUACUUCCUAACAAGGUGACUUGUCAUUAGAAUCUUGGAAGCAAAUGAAAUGAAACAUUGAAAAAAUAAAUUAGCUCCAUUAUUUGGGAGUCUGUAUAGUAUAAUCAGUGACAGCAUUGAAUAUUUCAAGGUGAAACCCAAAAUGUUUAAAUGGAUGUAGAAUGCCCUGAAUGGUUUCAUAUCCAAUGAAAAUGAAUGAAAUGGGUGGUCAUUUAAUACAACUGGAGCAUUGUAUUUCUAUAUGUAGUGCAGAUGAAUCAACAUUGCUUUAUUUUUAAACAUAAUGAUCUACAAGAACAGCAUGAACAACAGUACAUUAGAUCAUAGUUUAAAAAUAGUAGCAUAUAAUGCUCCAAAGAAGAACCAUUACCUUGCAACACACUACUUAAGACUCACAUUGUCACAUAACUACCUGGCAGUGUUGUUAUGCUAUAUCUAUGCAUUCAUGUUUUGAAGUGAUAAAAUACUGGGUAAAUGUAUGUUAUAUGUCCAGAAUCUGGAAUCUAAAUGAAGUCUGAAUGGGUGUGGUUCUGUGUCAGUGGAACAGACUUUUUCUCAGGCCAAGACAUACUUCUGGAGUAACAUGGUUAACACACCUUUGCCUAUUUUCAUACAAGUACUGCGGAUUCUGCUUACAGUUCAGACUCUAAUCCAAGUUCAUUUAGAUGCAUAAGCAUUUAAGUUUGUGUAGUACAAGCUAUAUAUGUUCUGAUAUAAUGCAUCAAAUUAUUGUUUCAACAUUUUUGUAAAUAUUUCUGGUCCCAUGGAAUAAAAAUUAAAUAUGAUAUAAAUAGGUAUGGGAACAUGAGAGUUUGAGAAUUGUCUUGCUGCUGAAUUUCUUCAUUCUUGUUGCUUUGGGCACCCACAUGCUUUUUUCCCCUUUGGCAGCUGGCCUUACUUUUGGUUUGGUGUAGACUGAGAACUGCAUAAUCAGGGCAGUCUGUGGAGUGGAGUGUAACCCAUGCCCACUCAGGGCACAUUGGGCAUGCACCAGUUCUAUCUUGGGCCCAUGCACUGUUUUUGCUCAUUGUGUAGGCCUGUGUAGGCCACUUAUAUGUGGUGCAGAUUUUUUCUCAGGCAUAAUGCUGCCCUAUAAUAAACAGCAUACUAGGUUCACCAGUACACAGGUUGCUCACCUGUUAUUGUAUAGUUUAUAUUGUUGUGCCUCUGCAAAACAAUCCACACCUUUCUGUCAAUUUUAUGAAAUUCCCUUCAUUUUAGAUGUUGGGUAGAAUGAAAGAUUAUGUAUAAUCACUUUUUUAUUUUUUACUUUUGAAGUGUUCAAUAAGGCACAAAACUGUGAAAUGUAUACUUAAUUUUGCUAAUAUAUAGAUGGGAAGUUCCUUCCCGCAGAAAAAUUCCUUCUUUGUUGUGUGUAAAUAUCCUUGUUAAUGACAUGAAUAAAUUCUUUAAACACCAAUGACAAA